Messenger RNA from Rotaria sordida, 330 nucleotides. NCBI's taxonomy places the organism in Eukaryota, Metazoa, Rotifera, Eurotatoria, Philodinida, Philodinidae. The record is from the annotation of a GenBank genome assembly.
AUGGCACCUGUUGCAAAUAUUGUUGUUAUUCAAAUAACAGGCAUUGUUCUUAUUAAUGGUUGCCUGGCUAUUCUUGCUUUCGUAUUCGUUGGACUAAUGGUGAAAAUGCAUCCGGCUGAAUUUAAUCCAAUUAAUAAACAACCUUUAUCAAAUGAACUGCUGCAACCACAACAGAAUCCAAAUAUGGGAUAUUACUAUAAUAAUAAUAAUAAUCCAAAUCCAGGAAAUUACUAUAAUAAUAAUAAUCCAAAUCCAGGAUAUUACUAUAAUAAUAAUAAUCCAAAUCCUUCUGAUGUUUAUGGCACUCCACAAUAUGCGGGUUAUUUCUAA